This is a messenger RNA of Volvox carteri f. nagariensis, 3634 nucleotides long. RefSeq lists its product as uncharacterized. Gene Ontology annotation, molecular function: isomerase activity; ATP binding; protein kinase activity. Bases 1 to 3105 code for a protein of 1034 amino acids. Gene Ontology annotation, cellular component: cytoplasm. Lineage: Eukaryota; Viridiplantae; Chlorophyta; Chlorophyceae; Chlamydomonadales; Volvocaceae. Gene Ontology annotation, biological process: protein phosphorylation; biosynthetic process. The transcript has 10 exons. The record is from RefSeq and is a predicted model, not a curated record.
AUGACAUGCGGGGUUGGGGGCCUACUGCAGCUAGGGGAAGCGCCUUCGGCUGCGGAAGUUCUGGAUGUGUUUUCCACUGCGAGCACCUUCCGACUGCGCUGGUUCACCCCCACCUGCGAAGUGCCCUGCUGCGGCCACGCAACACUGGCGUCCGCCGCGGUGCUGAUGCAAGCUCGCGGCAAUCCCCACCCCGCAAUAACCUUCCACACGCUCAGCGGAGAGCUAGUGGUGCGGUAUUGCGGCCGUGGAGGUCUCAACUACGUGUUGAUGGUGCUAGAGGAAGGGCAGGGCCUGGGCCGGAGGGAGCUGGAGGAGCUGCAACCCGACUUGGGCGCCAUGCUCUCAGCAGCGGCGGCGGAAGAGGUGCACGGCGUCAUUGUGUGUGUGAGGACAGGGCCCGCCAGGGGAGGUGCGGCGCAGACGGAGGAGGGCGAGGAGGUGUGCAGCCGAUUCUUCGCUCCGUGGAUGGGUAUUAACGAGGACCCGGUCACUGGCAGCGCUCAUGCGGUCCUGGGGCCCUACUGGGAGCCUGUGCUGAGGCCUGAGGGGUCUGAGGGGGCCGUGGAAGGGGCAGGACAGGGCGGAAGCGGAGCCAUGCGGAUGCGGCAGUGCUCUGCGCGUGGCGGGGAAGUGAUGGUGGAGGUGUUACGCAAGCAGGGACGCGUGCACGUUUCAGGGAUGGCCACGCUGGUUCUUGAGGGGACGUUGCGACUAGAGGAGAGCUGGAUCGCAUGUCGGUUGCAAAGGGGCAACCACCCCCAGGAGCUAUCCGCUUUCCAUGUGGAGUCGCUGCUUGGCGGCGGCGGCUUUUCCCACGUUGUGCUCGCGCGCGAUUCGGCUGGGAAGGAAUGGGCGCUGAAGCUUAUCCCAGCGCCCGGUGCCAAGUGCCUGGAUGAAGUUGACAGCACGCCACUCCUGCUGUCUGAGGCUCGAAUACACCUGCUGCUGUCCAGCGAGCCAUCGGUGCUACCCUGCGUGGAGGCCUUCAAAUCGUGCUACGUUGAUGAGCGAGAUACAAGGAUAACUACCUAUAUGGCGGUUCUGCAAAUGCCCGUUGCGGCCUGCAGCGUUGAGGAAUGGCUCUUCUCUGCAUCACCAAUGCCGCAGCCGUGCCAGGGUCCGCCGCAGUCACAGGUGGACGAGAUGGAGGUGCUUAGCGUGUGGCUGCAGAUGGUGAAUGCGGUGCACCGCUGCCAUGCACAUGGCAUUGUCCACAAGGAUAUCAAGCUCCCCAACUUUCUUAUGGACAACCGAGGCAAGGUGCAGAUUAUGGACUUUGGGUUGGCGCAUGUGGAGGGCGUCACGCCGCGGGCGGUGGCGGGUACUCCCUGGACUAUGUCACCUGCGGGCUUGAGGCACGGAGACGAUGGUCGUGCAGGCGACUGGUGGGCGCUCGGCGUGGUCCUUUACCAGCUGCUGCAGGGUGGCGCGUGGCCUUUUAAGCAGUGUUGGUGGCCCUGGCAGAAGGGCAGUGGCGAGCGCAUGGAGGCUGCCAUCCGACGCGCCGUGCUGGCCGGCCGCAUCACCUUCCCCCAAGGUGCGCGUGUUUCCGAGCCUAUCAAGGCGCUCAUCCGCGGCCUGCUGCAACCCGACCCAAAUCGCCGCUGGCAGUUACGUCAGGUGCUCGCCUGCGAGGUGGUCAGGCCGGAACUGCUCAGCAAGCUGGCGGACCGCUUUCCGGAGCUGGCAAUCGACAUGCAAGCGCUGAUGCAACUGCAGCGCCGAGCGCGUGACGUGCAGGCGCUGGGGUCCGAUGGAGGCAACGCCGCAGCAGCAGCGGUGGCGGGUCUAGGGCUGGCUUCGGCUGGGUCAGUAAUCGCGGCUGCAGCGACGAGCGUUGUGAACCGUGCACGCGGCGUGUCAGCGCUGGUAGGGGAGGGGGGCUUGCAUUGGCCUCACUGGGGACCGGGCAGCGGCAGGGGAGAGCCAGGCGUCGCCGAUGGCGGCUCCUACAGGCCUCUACUUGACGGUGAGGACCGAGAGGAGAGCGAGCCUGCGCGGCGAAGCGGUCCGUGGGCUCCGCUUUCUAGCGCCUUGGUGCCAAGGCGGAGCUCUGCGGACGCCGUAGCAAUUCAUCCAGGAGCACCUCAGCGGGCAGCACAGCAAGCAGGUCAGCAGAUAGUCCAGCAUGCGGCUGAAGGCAUGCGUGUAGCCGACCUGCUGCUGCUCUUCCCAGACGAGGUGCCAGACGCCCAUCCCUCGUCUCCGGGCAUUCCCAAGGUUGAGCAGCAGCCGCCGCCGCAGGCCUCGCGAUCCGCUGCGCCCCCGGGGCUCGCGUCCGUGCCGUCCGAGCCUGGCGCCGCUGGACCCCUGUCAACGACCUCUGCAGGGGCCGCCACCGCUGCGGACGCAGCUGGGGCCAUACGGCAUGCCAACACCGCCAGCAUUUAUGCACACACGGGGCCAUCCGAUGUCUUUGCUUCUGGGCGCUUUGUUGAGGCAGAGGGCAAACGAGAUGGCUCCGGCUCUCAGCACCCCUCACCCCGGCUCUCACGCCGUUCUCUAACGGGACCACAGCUUAGUCCCGGCAGCCGCCGCUACGACCACACGAGCCUUCAUGAUCUCUUCGGCGUCCAUUCCGGCAGCCAUCCAUUGCAGCCUUUGCCGCUGCAGCACCAUCGCGCGAUGUCCGGUGCUGGGUUUGGUGGCCCGUUAAGCGCAGCUGUAGCAACCGACGUGUUCACUGGGAAUCGCAGCUCUUGGGCGGCACCUCGGGGCGCCCCUUUGUGGCAUCAUCAACCUGGCAGCGACGGGCGCAACAGCGAGGGACCAGAGUCGACGGCAAUGCCACCCCCAUCAUCCUGGGUACCGCCGCCGCCAGAGGCUUUUGCCGCCGGUACGGCUAGUCGGCUAGGUGAUAUGAGCAGCCGGACUCGGUCUUCCAUGGCAAGCUCCGCUGGGGCUGCUGGGCAGCCCAUUGGCGAGACCGGCCAUACCGCGGGUGCGGGUACUCCUGAUGUGCCAGGCACAGCGCACCAGCAUGUCGGGUUCCUUGCCAAGGCGCGGAGGCUCUUUUCGGAUUGUUUGCAACGGCCCGGUGUCAAGUAUGAUGCUUAUGACUAUGAUGAGCUUGAAGCGAUGCCUGCAUCAGGCAAGGCGUCGUGAGGAUGCUGUAUCAUGGAAAGCUUGGAAUUGGACCCGUGCUCCGGUGCAUCUAGUUCGCGUCGUGCUAGUUGUGCACCUCCUGGCAUUGCGGUUGCUAGGCCCGCCACCAAUGCGCGGGGUAAGAUUGCCUUUUCGACUUGUUGUACGAUUGUAUUGUUGAGCUGCAUAUCGUGUGGAUGUGACCGCGCUGCCUCCCGGACUGAACCUGUGUGUCAAAGUUAUGCAUGAAUUCUUGCUGUCCCCCAUUUCGAACUAGGUAGGCCUACGUGAGAUUUAACACAUCACGCAUAACACAUCAUGCAUGUGCGUAGCGUGCAUAGCGAUUUUCCUUGGUUAGCUAAGUUGUCUAUGGCGUGUCCCAUGGACAUAUUGUAGAUAUGUAUGAUAGUUACACAGCAGUCACGGCAGUAGCUACACUGCACUCUUGGCUCAAGUGGGAGACCUGGGAUUUAACGGUCGACCGACUUCGCCAAAACCAUAGUGACCAUUAUGUUUUAUUUUUAGCGCCCUCUUGGGUACCUUUGAGCAU